UUAGGCUAAUGACAAGUUGUUUCCGUGAGAUUACUACUAAAACGAUUAAAGGGAAUUUUUAUUUACCCUAGUGGUUAUUUUAAACUUCUGCUAAAUAUAGUGGUGCACAGAAUUGUUAUUUAUACACUAGUUAAAUAACGUUCUGUCAAUGAUUUAUUCUUAGUACUACUACUAAUACUAUUAUUAUUAGUAGAGUUAUUAUUUUCAGGUUUAUCUCGAAACGUACUCUUUUGGUUAUGAUAUUUUGAUCUACUUCGUAAGGUUCCAUAUGUGAGAAUGGGAAUCAGUAUUGGUAAGGCCAUUCUUGGUUUGCUGUUAGUCUGGCUUGUUAUCAUUAUUGUCAUUAGUGGACCUCUGUUUUACAACACAGAACCUGAUGAACAAGUUUUUACACGUCUCACUCGUGCUGUAGAGGAACUGGAUGUUUUAAAACAACAAAACAUUGAACUACGCAAUCUGUUAAACUCUCUAAAAAUUCCUGCUUUAGCAAAAAUCAAGCCCUCAGAAGAACAAUAUAAAGAAUUACAAGACAAGUUAGCAAAGGCCAAUGAGCUUUUGAAACGGAGACCAGCAGAUAUCCAAGGUGUGACAUUCCAAAAAAAUCAAGGAGAACCAAGUAAAGAAUAUGAGCUGACAAGAAGAAAAGUGGAAGAUGGUACUAUUGAAAUGUGGUACUUUAUUCGCUCCAGACUGAAAAAACUGAACAAGACAUUGAGCUCAAACAAGGAAAUGAUCAAAACACUAACUAAUUUAUUGGAUGAUAUUGCAGAUCAUAAAAGAUCCAUUAUGGUAGACCUAGAAAAACUUAAAGAGCUAGAUGGCAUGGCAGUCUGGAGACAAGAAGAAUCUAAAAAACUGAGUGAUUUAGUACAGCAAAGGCUUAAAUACUUGCAGAAUCCAAAAGAUUGCAGCAAAGCAAGGAAACUAAUUUGUAGCUUGAAUAAAGGCUGUGGUUAUGGUUGUCAAAUUCAUCACGUAGUAUAUUGUUUCAUUGUGGCCUAUGGAACCCAGAGAACACUAAUUCUCCACUCAAAGAACUGGAGGUAUUCAAGUCAAGGCUGGGAAACAGUAUACCAGCCAGUUAGUGAUACUUGCACUGAUGAUUCAGGGAUAACUCGCAGUAGUUGGUCAGGCUCAGAUGAUGCUCAAGUGAUCGACCUCCCAAUUGUUGAUAGUGUUCGUCCACGUCCUCCUUAUCUGCCUUUGAACAUUCCUAAAGACCUGUCUGAAAGAUUGAUUCGUAUCCAUGGAAACCCUGUUGUAUGGUGGAUUGGCCAAUUUUUAAAGUACCUUCUGCGUCCACAAGAAAGCCUAGCAAAGUUUCUCAAGCAUGCAGAGGAGAAAGUGGACUUGAAACAUCCACUAGUAGGAGUACAUGUGCGACGUACAGACAAAGUAGGAACUGAAGCAGCUUUCCAUGAAAUAGAAGAAUACAUGGAAUUUGUAGAAGAAUACUACAAGCAGCUAGAAUUAAUACAACCAGUCUAUGAAAAACGAGUGUACCUUGCUACGGAUGAUCCUAAAUUAUUGGCAGAGAGUCAUCAAAAAUUUCCGAAAUACAUUUUUCUUGGUGAUCCAGCUAUAUCUAAGAGUGCUGCCAUUGGAACCCGUUAUUCAUCAGAAGCUUUGAAAGGCGUAAUUAUGGACAUUCAUAUUUUAUCCAAAUGUGACUAUUUAGUCUGCACCUUUUCUUCUCAGGUGUGCCGCUUGGCUUAUGAAAUUAUGCAAACUGAGCAUCCUGAUGCCUCGAGUAACUUCCACUCAUUGGAUGAUAUAUUCUACUUCGGUGGACAAGGUGACCACAACCAAGUAGCAAUUAUUGAUCACUAUCCUCGGAUUCCUACAGAGAUUGAACUGAAGAAAGGAGAUGUAGUAGGCAUUGCAGGUAAUCAUUGGGAUGGAUACUCCAAAGGAAUUAACCGACGGACCAAGAGGUCUGGACUUUACCCAUCAUAUAAGACAGCAGAACAAGUCCAAGUUCAUGAGUUUCCAACUUAUGAAGAAGUUAGAAAUAUUCCUAUCACAUGAUGCAUAUUUUGUAUAUAACGUAGCCCACUGAAGGUUUUAAAAGUAUAUAGUACCUGUAUUAAUAUUGUAUAUUGAUUUCAUUUUUAUGUAUGAUAAAGCUAAAAGAGCCUCUUAAAAUUAGAUGACUAACUAUAUCAGUAUCAUGAUAUUACAUGUACAUUUAGAUUAUAAAACAUGUAUAGAACAUAAUACUGUAAUUUAUUCUGUUAAAAAUAAUAGUCUAUUUAACAUCUGUAGUUUUAUUCUGGGUUACAUCCUUAGCAGUCAGUAAUAUAUAAAUUCUAAUGAUUUUCUUAUUGCUAUCAGUAAUUAAUUAUGAUCUUCCAAAUAAAUUGAAAAACCUGAUUUUCAUGAGAAACAAGGAAUUAUAUUUGUUGUUGGCCUUCAACUUGCAUUAAAAUUCCAUAUUUUUCAUUAUUGUUCAAUAGUUGAUGUAGAAGGUACAGACACCAGUAUUACAGAAUUUGAAAUAAUGUUUGAUUAGCUCUGAAAUGCAUUUAGCUGGAAUUUACAUUGGUUAUUUAUUUGUGUUUGUGCUCUUUUUAUAUUUAAAGAUAGAGUAAUAAUAUUUUAUUGUGCUUUGUUGGACAAUCAUUUAUAAAUGAAUUAAUAAGAUAUCAAGAAUUUUCUUAAAAUUUAGCAAGAACGUGAAGUCUUAGGAUAUCCUAAACUUUGUACGUUAUAAAUAGUGACAUUUUGAUUAUUGGCUACCAUAAUUACACGUGAAGGUUACCUUUGUUGAUUAACUUGAUGACUGAUGAUAGAACAUAUAGAACUGUUACACAGCAGUGCUAACUAGUGAUUACACCUAGGAGCAGUUUGGGCUACCAGAACACCUGGAAAACUCGUGGCAUGCCAGUAGUCCGUCUUUGAAAAUUGUAUUUUUUUUUAUUUUUAAAUCAGGCUCAAUUGGGCUGCUAAUUUCCUGUUAACUGUUUAUCUUACAGAAUAGAUGUAGCAUGGAUGAGUGACAAAUGGGUAACUUCAUUACUCUUUUAAAAAUGAAUUUUAUGUGAAUUAGUUUCACUUCAUGUAAUUUUAUGGUCAUUAAGUCUGUACUAAAACGGGUAAUAAAUGUUGAUUGUAAAUGAACAA
Messenger RNA from Limulus polyphemus (Atlantic horseshoe crab), 3123 nucleotides. RefSeq names its product alpha-(1,6)-fucosyltransferase-like. Gene Ontology annotation, biological process: protein N-linked glycosylation. Bases 277 to 2028 code for a protein of 583 amino acids. Gene Ontology annotation, cellular component: Golgi cisterna membrane. Gene Ontology annotation, molecular function: glycoprotein 6-alpha-L-fucosyltransferase activity; protein binding. The transcript has 10 exons. Lineage: Eukaryota; Metazoa; Arthropoda; Merostomata; Xiphosura; Limulidae. The record is from RefSeq and is a predicted model, not a curated record.